UCACCACCACCUCCGUGCCGCACCGUCACCACCACCUCCACAAUACACAACACACACAACCCAUCAUGUCCUCCGCGCCGCAAAUCCGCGCCCUCUACCGCCAACUCCUGCGCGAACUCCCCCUCAAACCGCAGACAACACGCACAGCGCACCAGAAGCUAUCUGCCGCCUCGCCGCUGCAGAAGCGCGUGCGCACCUCACUACAGUCGCCGUCCGCGCCCGCGCCCGCGCACACCGCGAGCCAAGCGGCGCAGCUCGAGCAGUUCGUGCAGUACGCGCGCGCGCAGCGCGUGUAUGCUACGCUGAUUGAGCGGUAUAACCCUGGUAUGGGGAUGAGUGAGGAGGAGCGUGUUAGGCUUAGUGCGAGGAGAAUUGGGAUGAAUUUGCCUGUUGAGUUUGCGGGGGAAGAGCAUAGUGAGGGGGGCCGGGGCGAGGGCGAGGGAAAGUGAAGUGAAAGGAGAAGGGGGAGGGGAGAUGUGUGUGAUGUGAGAGGCCAUGGGACCUUUCUGUGGUUGUGCGCUGGCGAGGACGGAUUGGCUGGGACCGACGAAGGUUGAGGCACUCGGGCAUAUGGGAUGCAUGCUGCACGUGCUGUGUAUAUUGUGUAUGGCAAAUGUUAAGAUGCUUCACAGGCAAGAGUCGUGUCUACGAGUAG
Molecule: messenger RNA, 655 nt
Organism: Didymella exigua CBS 183.55
Lineage: Eukaryota; Fungi; Ascomycota; Dothideomycetes; Pleosporales; Didymellaceae
Exons: 1
Coding region: 66-449 (127 amino acids)
Biological process (GO): mitochondrial proton-transporting ATP synthase complex assembly
Cellular component (GO): mitochondrial matrix
Source: RefSeq, a predicted model, not a curated record